UGACGCAAAAUGGCCGAUAAGUGACUGGGCUCGUCCUCGUUGGCUAACAUCACAUUUCUUAAAUCUAGUGUUACCUAGAUCACAUCUGCAGUCAGUGGAGUGGCACCGAUUUACGCUAAAGUCUUCUGUCAUACGGGCCGGGUUGUAAACAUGGCGAUAGAAGCCUGGUACAUGGACAACUCUGAUGAAGACCAAAGAAAACCGCACAAGCUCGACCCGAAUCAACCCGUUUCGUUGGAGGAGUUGAAACAACUUGGAGUUUUUUAUUGGAAGCUGAAUGCGGACAUCUAUGAAACAGAUCCAGAACUGCAGCUCAUCAGGAAAGAGCAAGGCUUCUCCUACAUGGACAUCAUCACCAUUGAGAAGAACACGCUACCAAAUUAUGAGGAGAAGUUAAAGAUGUUCUUUGAGGAACACUUGCAUUUGGACGAUGAGAUUCGCUACAUCCUUGAUGGCCAGGCUUACUUUGAUGUCAGAGACAAAGAGGAUCGCUGGAUAAGAAUUGCCAUGAGGAAGGGUGACCUCAUUACCCUGCCAGCCGGGAUUUAUCACCGCUUCACAUUGGACGAGUCUAAUUACACUAAGGCUAUGAGGCUGUUCGUCGGGGAACCAGUGUGGAAAGCCUACAACAGGCCAGCAGAUGACUAUGAGAUUCGAAAGAAAUAUAUGGCUUCCCUGCAGAAAUGCUAAAAAAUAAAUAAAAUCAAUGUAGGUUGAAAUCAAAGCAUCUGUGCCAUAACUUAAUGCAAGAGAAUUUUUACUGGAAACUUUCCAACACAACCCUGCAGUAGUUUUGUUUCAUAAUGUACUUCAUGUUUGUCAUAAUAUUGAAGCAACAUAUUCAUAUGUACGGUACAUGCAAUGCAUAUUCCCCCCCCACGAAUCAUUGUAGUCACUCUAAGAAUUGUUUGCAUAGGUCUAGUUUACUUUACUUUUUUUUUUUUUUUAAAUUAAAAGGUUAAGACAUUCCUUAAUUAUGAUCAGUACAAUGUGGAAACAGUAACAUUGAAUCAUCAUGUUCUUUUCAGAAUGCAAUAAUGAUAAUAAAAUUAUUUUGAUAUCUUUUAAUUUAUGUAUAUACAUACAAACAGCAUAUAGUCUACACACCCCUGUUACAAUGCCAGGUUUUUUUCACCGAUAAAUCCCAAGAUUAACCACUUAACCAUAUGUAUUUUAAAAAAUGUAUACAGGUUAAAAGUUAAAUUUUAGAGAUCAAUAUUUUGAAUCCUGAUUUCAUUUGAUAAAUUCUGUACAUGUUUUCCCCUCUUUUGCCAAUAGAUGACACACAUUGAAAAUAAACUAUGUAUUUGUUAUAACCACCAAAAAUAUUGAAUAGCAACAGACAGCACCACAAAGGAGUUCUGGACCAGAAUACAACUGUGCAUCAUAACAAUCUGGCAUUUGAACAGGAGUGUAUAAUUUUUCAGGUCUGCUCCCAACUCCCACCACAUUCACCCGCAGGAUUACACUCAGGGUAUUUUACAAUUAAUUGCAGUAGAUUAUUUAUAUUGUACAAUUGGAGUGCCAUUAGACAGUUAAUCCAGUACAGUAUUAUGGGUGUGUGCUUAGAGGAAAAGUUUCAAAAGGACCCAAGCAGUGCAAGCUCAUUAGACUUGAAGCAUAGUGAGUAUCAUCUCAGUAUAAUGCCCGUCUUGAAAACUGAACAACAACUGACUAAAAGAAAAACGAUCUGUUUGUUGCAGUCCUUUAACAUUUUGUAGGGACAGCGUUCCAGAACUUGGGGGAGGCAGGGCAGCUAUUAAAACUUUGAAAAAAAUGGAGGCCUCGUAUUGGACCUAUUAAAGAUGGUGUAUUUCUUGAAAUGUAAUAAUGUUUGCUUCAAACAUUAUAAAGAGGAAAUCAAAUACAUGAGAACAGGAAACUAGACAUUGGGCCACUUUGUUGGUUUCUAUAGCCUCUCUACUGAGGCUAAUAUUUAUUAACCAAUUUAAGGUGGAAAAAACCUGGACUGUCUUUGAUAUAUGGCGGAAAACACAGACAAGGCUGAAAAAGCAGUUUCUGGUCUUGCGCCCCUCUUUAAAAUAAACUGCUGUAAUUUAAACCAAAAGAACUGUUGUAUUUGAUAGAACAAUAUGUCUAUAUGCUGCCAUAGCAGAUUCAUGGCGCAUUCAGCCCCCAAACUAUUUUUAAUUUGACCGUUUUACCCUGAAAACCCCCGUUUACAGACGUCGCGCAACCGCUUUUGUUUCAACCCAGCCAUAAAACGAAGGUAAUUAUAUUAUUCAAAUGUCUGUCGUUUUUAGCUUAGAAUCAUUGAUGUAUCAUAUUUCAUGUUUAAAAAAAAAACUCGCUUUUUUUUUUUUUUUUUGGUUACUGUCGCAUUUCUCCGAUAUGUUAGAUGAUAAAUAACUGAUCCAAACAGAGAUAAAAAAAAAAAAAUUAAAAGGGUAAAUACUGUAUAUGAAAAUCUCGACCACUCCUUGAUGUCUGCGAUUUCUGCAUCGCGACCCUUGUUAUAUUACCAUGUUUCACCCAUAAAAUUCCCCAAAAAUCUAGCUGUGGCCAUUCACAGCUGUGUCUUGACACUCAAUGCUACAUGGAGUUUUUGGAUCGAAACAAGGUAAGUACGCGAUAAUAUCCCGUUAAAGUCAUGGCGUCUGUAAUUCUGCUCUCGUGUGCUCUCGCCUCCAGAUAGUGUUUUGUAGUUUAAAAAACAUUUUUUU
Corythoichthys intestinalis (scribbled pipefish) is the source of this 2684-nucleotide messenger RNA. It is a transcript of the gene adi1, whose product is annotated as acireductone dioxygenase 1. The record is from RefSeq and is a predicted model, not a curated record. The transcript has 4 exons. Gene Ontology annotation, molecular function: acireductone dioxygenase [iron(II)-requiring] activity. Bases 151 to 690 code for a protein of 179 amino acids. Lineage: Eukaryota; Metazoa; Chordata; Actinopteri; Syngnathiformes; Syngnathidae.